Messenger RNA from Caretta caretta (loggerhead turtle), 1633 nucleotides. NCBI's taxonomy places the organism in Eukaryota, Metazoa, Chordata, Testudines, Cheloniidae. The record is from RefSeq and is a predicted model, not a curated record.
CGAGGGGGAACGUUGGGAGCAGAUCAUGCAAUGAACUCCUGCCCGUGUGUGUAGAUGGCACUCCCUGCACUCCUGUGGGGGCAGAGGGGGCUGCUGUGGUUGGAGGAGGGAGGAGGAGGGACGGAAAAGGCCCAUGAGUGAAAGGCUGCCUUGAGCCCAGACUCACCCCUGCUCCCCGCUCGGUUCCAGGAUGGCCAGGCUCCUGCGGAUGUUGCGGAGGAAGGCUCUGCAGGUGGCCCCAGAGCCUGAGGGAAGCAGCUGCUGUCUUCCCAAGGGGCAGAGCAAGCCCUGCGUCCCCGCUGGCGGGGAAGCAGGUCCCGUCCAGGCCAGACGGCGGAAGUGCCCGGCCUUCUGGAAAAGGACCCCGGCUCCCGGCGCAGGCGCCGAGCUGGGAGCGGCCCCGACCAGGCCCCAGUGGAGCUGGCCCAGGCUGCGGUUUGGCAGACAGGACCCAGCCCAGGAGGGGCGCCGGGCAGGGUGGCUCUGGGGCUUGUUGUGUGGGCAGCAGCGGCCCCAGGAGCCCAGCCCUCCUUCCCAUCAGGAGGCAUCGCCCUGCCCGGUCUCUGAGGACCUUCCAGCCCCCGCCGGCCAGGAGGGGGAAGGUCCCUGUCCCAGCACCGGCAGCUCAGCCUGGGACAGCGGCAGCACCUGGGCCUCUGGCAGCAGCCAGGCCGACGGGCGCCACUGCUUUGUUCCAGGGACCCCCCUGGAUUCGGAGCAGGAGGAAGGGGUGGACGUGGCCAAAGAUGAAGCUGCUCUCAAGCUCAUCCGAGAGCAGCUCCAGUGCAGAGAUAAGGAUGAGGGGCAGCAGCUCCUGUUCCUUCAGGCCAUCUACCCCGCAUGUCUGGCUGCACGGGAGAGAGGGGAGGACACGCUGGAGCCGCGCUGCUGCAAGGCGGCUGUGGUGAAGAGGAUCGUGGAGCUCAUCGAGGAGCUUCCCGAUGACUCGUCACCGAGCGCCGUCCUCGCCCACUCCCUGGCUGCAGUGGGCAACCUCUGCACCAUGAAACCUGCCCUGGAGCCAGCCCUAGAGACCCACCUCUUGCGAGCUGCCCUUCACUCCGUCUUCACCCUGGGCACGGAGAAGGACACCACCGACAUCCAGGCUCUGCACAAAGUCAUCCCAGAGGUCCUGGAUGCCAUGCUGGGGAACCUGCUGGCAGAGUCCCCAGACACAGACAGACUCCACUUCAUCUUGGAGAAUAUCAACUUGUGGGUCGUGUCCAGGGUGUUGCAGGAGAGAGCCAGGGCCAUCAGGAGCAGCACAGCCCUGCUGAGAUACACAGUCUCCCUCCCUGAGUUUGACAUCUCAGCCAAGUUCCCUAGGAUGGGGCACCAUGUGGCCCAGCUGGCUCUAUUUGUCAGCGAUCCAGACAAGGACAUCAGCCGGCAGGCCAGGGAGGGGACUUACCGGCUCUACCAACUGCUGCUCCAACAGAGGGGCCUGACCAUACAUGACGCGGAAGAUCUCUGGUGCUAUGACUGGCACCAGGACAGAAGGCUCUUGGGCUACAAGAACACAGCCAGAGUGGGGGAGCACGAGGAUGUCACAGCCAAGGUCAUGGGCCAGCUUCACAUCAUCAGGCACUUGCACCAGAUGCCCGAGGUGCUGCAAGGGCUGUGGCUCGUCUGA